AUGCCUUCCUUCAUCUCCGCAGCUGUCGCUGCUCUCUCGCUUUCGAGCCUCGCCUCUGCCAACGUGGCCUACCGCCGCGCAGAGGCUUUCACCAACAGCUCUUCCAGCUCUUCUAUGAUCUCUACCUCCUCCAGCCGUUCCGUUCCCCUCGGUACUGCAAGCUCCAGCAUCAUUGGCACCAGCAGCGGCAGCUCCUCUUCCACUGCUGGCGCCGGCUCAGGCUCAGGCUCAAACUCUACCGCCACCGCCACUACUGGUAGCGUUUCCUCUACCACCACCGCUGCUCCCGCCUCGUCUACCAGUGCCACCACUGUUGACGGUGUGAACUUCCUUAUCGAGUUCGACUUUACCUAUAAUGGUAUCACGAUUGAUUUGGAGCUUGUUCUCGCCAAGAGAGCCGGCCAGGACCUUGAAGACUGUCUCCGUACUUGCGCCGCCAACAAGCAGUGCGUUGCUACAGCCUACGACACCAACUCUACCACUUGCACCUUCUUCAGCGAGUUCGACUCCACCACUGGACGUUCGGCUCCUGGCAUUGACUUUGCUCAAGUCACUGGCCGCGCCAACAACGCUACCACCUCUGGUGCUCCUUUCCCUUCGUCCACUCAGGGCAACAACGGUACCUCCGUGACCGCCAGCCCCAACCCUGGCAACAACGGCACUUUCCCCAAUGCUGAGAGUAUUAUCUGUCCUACGUACCAAAAUCAAGUUCUCCAGGAGACCGAUGGCACUCAGUACCUCAUCCAGUGCGGUACCAACAUCAACGGUAUCGUCCUCUUGACCCGCAAGGCCCGCAUGGUCAGACGCCAGGCCACCUUCGGCAACGACUGGAUCGUUGACUGCAUUGACUCUUGCUCUGCCAUGGAUGCUUGCGUUGGUACUUCGUACAACUCCCAGCAGGGAAGCUGCACUUUCUACAGCACCAUUGACUCUCUUUUCGCUGAUGCCAACACCGACUCUGCCAUCCUUGUCAACGAGGCUGCCCCUGCCGCAUCUGGCUCUCUCGUCCCCGUUGUUUCUACCGAGACCGUCACCGAGGGCGAGGUCACCCGCACCAUUACCACCACUCCUCUGACCACCUCGACCGUCUACAGCACCACCACCAAGACCAUCCAGUCUUGCGCUCCUGGUGUUCCUUGCUCUGCUGCCACUGUCACUGAGGUCGUCGUUGCCUACACUACCGUUUGCCCCGCUUCUACAGUUGCUUACCCCACUGGCGCUGGCGCUAACGGCGGCGCUGCUGCUGGUGCCGUUACCACCCAGACUGUCAAGGUCUGCACUGCUUGCCAAUACGCUCCUUCGACCGUCACUGUUUACCAGUGCCCUACCAACGGACCCAUGCCUGGCAAGCCCGUUGCUGUCACCACCACCGUCAUCUCGGUGCCCGUCCUCGCCGGACCUACUGGCCCCAUGACCACCUCCACCGUCUACUCGACUCAGGAGCAGGUUACCACCACUUGCGGUGCUAACGGAUGCGGCAAGGCCACUGUAACUGCCGUUGUCUCUCUCUACACCACUGUCUGCCCCGCUAGCUCUGGUGCUCCUGGAGCCCCUGCUCCUUCUGCUCCUUCUGCUCCCGGCGCUCCUGGUGCCCCCGCUCCCGCUCCUUCUGCUGGCUCCGAGACUGUUGUUGUCCCUGGAACUACCGUCCCUGCUUCAACCAAGCCUGCCGAGACCAUCCCCGCCACUGUCGAGAACGGCUCCACCAAGCCCGCCGAGACUGUCCCUGCAACCGUUGUCCCUGGCUCCACCAAGAAGCCCUCGACCACCAUUGUGCAGUACACCCCCACCUCAUCCAUGGUCGCAUACACUGGCGCUGCCGUCAAGAACGGCAUGGGCUUCGCCGCCAUGGCUGCCGGUGUUGCCGCCCUUGUCCUCUAA
Molecule: messenger RNA, 1881 nt
Organism: Aureobasidium musti
Lineage: Eukaryota; Fungi; Ascomycota; Dothideomycetes; Dothideales; Saccotheciaceae
Source: the annotation of a GenBank genome assembly